This is a messenger RNA of Aspergillus tanneri, 1065 nucleotides long. RefSeq lists its product as uncharacterized. The record is from RefSeq and is a predicted model, not a curated record. The transcript has a single exon. The coding region runs from base 1 to 1065 and encodes 354 amino acids. Gene Ontology annotation, molecular function: nucleic acid binding; zinc ion binding. Lineage: Eukaryota; Fungi; Ascomycota; Eurotiomycetes; Eurotiales; Aspergillaceae.
AUGUCCGACCCGAAUCCACUCCUCCUGCUUGUGCAGCAGCUCCAGCAAGAGCUCCAAAACCAGCGCCUUGAUAUUCAAAACCAGCGUAAUGAAAUACAGCAACUACGUGCGGACCUUGAUGCUUCCCGAACAGAUGUCCACCAGCUUCGUACGCAGCUUCUUUCCGUCCAGACACCCAGAUCCCGCCUGCCAGAUCCGCCUCGCUUUAACGGUAAACCAUACACGCUUCGCACAUGGCUCCCGUCAAUUAAAGCAAAACUUCGAUCAGACCAGCUCGUAGGAGCUGAUGCUUUUGACUAUGUAUGGGAUCGACUAGAACAGUCUCAGCAAGCUUCUGUCCUGCACCUCCGCCAAUCUGCCGAAGAAAACCAGCUAUGGGAUCCUGAAGUUAUUUUCUCUUUUUUUCAGCGUCUAUGCCAUAACCCACGGGAACAGCAGGAGGCUAUUCAGCGCUUUACUUCUAUACAACAGAGGGAUGACGAAUCGCUUAUCGCCUACCUUGCUCGUUUUGAACGACUUUCAUAUGAAGCCAAUGUAAACUCAUGGCCAGAUAUAUCACGUGUUACCACGCUACACCGGGGGCUACGGCCUAAUCUCCGUCGAAUACUAGAAGACUCGAAUAAUUCUCUCUUUGAUCUUCCCUAUAAUGAAUAUAUUGAACUUGUCCAGAGUACCGAUCGGCGUACCCGUCCUAGUCCAAAAUCAGCCCCGAAACCAGCUUUGACCCCGAAUACAGACCCAAUGGAUACUGAUCCGGUCCGAGUCAACUCAGUUAAAAUAAACCCCAAUCCUGUUCAUGUUGGCUCUGUGAGAGUAGCCCGAGCUGCUUCGCCUGUUUUAUCUGAUUCUUCUCAUGAAUCCACCACCUCUGACCGCCGCCGUUUCCGACUUGCGAAUAAUUUAUGCCUUUACUGCGGUUCUAAUGAUCAUUGGAUCGCAGACUGCGAUGCCCGCUCUACUUUGUCUGAUACUUCCGAGAAACCUCCGAAAAGCUUACAGCCCGCGCCAGCAACCCGCCUCGCUAUUAGGCCUCCUUCGGAGGCCUUAUAUAGGAAGGGGGGGUAG